UAAUUUGAACAUCUAAAUUAGGUAAAAACAAAUGAAAACUUAGUGGUCAUUAACCUUACCAUUGUUAGAUUGUUUACGAUUUUAAGUCAUUAAUCAUUGAGAGGUAAUUUACCUUUUUGAGGAUAUGAGUAGUCGUUCAUCGUUGAAUAGUUCAUCAAUGGAUUUAGUGAUUGAAAAUUUUUUCAAUAAAAUUGAAAACCAAUCGACAAUUAGCCAUGACGAUCAUGGAUCAAUGGAUAAUAUGGCCAUCAUAUUGCAAGAAAUUCAGAAGGUGAAACGUUCAAACAUUAUGCUUCUUUUACGAUUGAUAUUGAAAGAGCUUUACAAACAUCGUUCCAAAGUAACGUUGACAAACGAAUGUAAAAUAUUAUUUGACCACCUGUUUGUCUGCCUUGAGAAUUGCCUACAACAUGGUCUCAAAACUCGAAAACAAAUGUUUGGUGCAAAAUUGGAAAUAUGGAAUGUAAUCGAAUUGAUCAGUAAAUUCGGCGAUGACUUGGCUCGAGACGUAAUCGAAAGUGUUCGACAUUUACCCAAGAUUCGAACUCCGAUAGGUCGGGCACGAGCCUGGUUCAGGUUGACUUUGAUGAAAAAACAAUUAGCUCAAUCAUUUCAACAAUUGGUUGAUCAUCGUGACUCACUGCUUCAAGAAUAUUAUGACGUUAAUGCCUUAAUGUUGUCCGAUGAUGGCAAUGUACUUUGUGGUCUACUCGUCGGCCUCAAUUCAUUUGACUACAGUGUCUAUAUCAAAGAGGAAAUUCUUGAUUUCUAUGAUUCGGUUAUCGAUCUACGACUUUAUCUUCGUGAUCAAACAAUGAAUAGCUGUCGAGAUUCGGGCCAAGACCCGGAUUAUGUCAAUGGUUUCAACGACGAGGAGACUGUUGUAAAUUUGCAGCAAUUACUUGAUCAGAAUAACUAUCUUGAACAAAUGAAUCAACGACUUGGAUCGACCAUCAAAUCGUUGGAGCUCAAAAUAGAAGCCUUAGCCCAAAAACAAAAUGAUCAUCAUCAACUGGAACGAUGUGAAGCAGCGGAUGAAUCGAAAUCCGUGCUUCAAGUUGGUACCUUAUUAGCUCAAAAAGAACAAGAACUAAUGGAAUCACUACAAGACAAACAGAAAUUAAAGACUGCAUUGGAAGAUGCAAUCAAAUCAGGACAAGAAGCUGAAACGGCACGUAAUCUGUUAGAGAGAGAUAUUCAAGAGAAACAAGAUGCUAUCAUCACAUUACGUGCACAACUUGAAGAUGUAAAAACAAUCAACAUACAGUUAUUCAAAAAAAUGCAGGAUAAAGAAUGUCAGCUUAAAGAAAAAAAUGAUCAACUUGUCGAAUGUGAGGCCAAGAUCAAUCAUCUAACCAAAGAAUUGCUAAUUGUGCAGCGAAAACAAAAUCAACAAAACGAAGAAAGACGGGCAAAAGAAUUGACCGAAAAUUUUCAACGAAUAAUUGACGAACAACAGGAACAGAUGACUCGUAUGCAAUUGGAAUUGGAUUCGGUUCGUGUCAAACAAUCUGAACAAGUUCAUAUAAAAGAGGCGUACAAUCUAUUGAAGAAAAAAUUUGACGAAAAUGAAUUGGCAUUGGAAGAGAUUGGCAAACAAUUACAAGACUCUAAACUUGAAAUUGAAUCAUUGCGUGAAUAUAAUGGUCAUCUUAAAGAAGCAGCUUGGGCCCGCGAUAGUGAUGCCAAUUUCUGUAAACAAUGUGAACAAAAAUUCACCAUUUCACGUCGAAAGCAUCAUUGUCGUAGCUGUGGCGAAAUAUUCUGCAACAAUUGUUCGAACAAUGAAAUGCCAUUACCAUCGAGCAAGAAACCUGUACGCGUUUGUGAUCAUUGUCAUGCCUUCCUAUUGGAACGAUUUUCUACGUCUAAUUGACAUUUUAUUGAUGGUUGAAUUUUUAAUGUCAAAAACUUUGU
Molecule: messenger RNA, 1917 nt
Organism: Dermatophagoides pteronyssinus (European house dust mite)
Lineage: Eukaryota; Metazoa; Arthropoda; Arachnida; Sarcoptiformes; Pyroglyphidae
Product: RUN and FYVE domain-containing protein 2
Cellular component (GO): cytoplasm
Molecular function (GO): metal ion binding
Source: RefSeq, a predicted model, not a curated record